Fundulus heteroclitus (mummichog) is the source of this 1343-nucleotide messenger RNA. RefSeq names its product C2H2-type zinc finger protein (gene 42sp43). NCBI's taxonomy places the organism in Eukaryota, Metazoa, Chordata, Actinopteri, Cyprinodontiformes, Fundulidae. The record is from RefSeq and is a predicted model, not a curated record. The transcript has 9 exons. Bases 57 to 1157 code for a protein of 366 amino acids. Gene Ontology annotation, cellular component: nucleus.
AUGAGGCGUGAAGCGCGGCGGAUGCCCAGCGCGCAGAGUCUGGGUUCUGGACGACAAUGAACGGCGUUUGGGGCGGACAGCGGCUGUACAACUGCACUCAUGCUGACUGUGGAGCGACUUUCUCCAGGGAGUGGAAGCUGAAAGAACACGAGACUGUGCACACCGGAGCGCACCCGUGUCCGUGCCCGGUCGCUGGAUGCGGGCGUCGCUUCAAGAGGAGAUCCCACCUGAGACGGCACUUGCUUAAGCACACAGGAGUGAAGCCGCUGCAAUGCACAAUUGCAGGUUGUGCAAAGGCUUUCUUCUUCGCGAACAAGCUGAAAGGGCAUCUGCGCGUCGCUCAUGGAGAAAAGACCAGCUCUUAUAAGUGCAGCCAACCGAAUUGCACCCUGAGCUUCAAGAAGCGCAGACUGUUGAAGCUGCACUUACAGGAGCAUAAUGUGCCAGCAAAUUUCAAAUGUUCUAAAGACGGAUGUGCUGAAACAUUCGACUCUCACGUUGCCCGCAAAGCUCAUGAGAAGAAGCAUGCAGGUUAUCCCUGCCCUCAUAAUGGCUGCCAGGUGCAUGAACAAACUUGGGGGAAACUUCAGAAACACUUGGCCAAACACCCGGCUACUCACACCUGCUCGGUCUGCAAGAAGGUGUUUAAGAAAGCCAGGGCUCUGCAGAGGCACAAACGGACCCACGCUUCCCACAAGCCUGUGCUCCUGUGUCCCAGAGAUAACUGCCAGGCCUACUUCUCCACCACCUUUAACAUGGAGCACCACAUUCGCAAGGUGCAUCUAAAGCUGCUGAAGUACAAGUGUUUCUUCCCUGACUGCCCCCGGAUGUUUGCAAUGAGAGAGAGUAUGCAAAGGCACCUUGUUCACCACGACCCCACUGCUGCCACUUUGAUGAAACGAAGGAGAUCAAAGAAAACCUGGCAGAAGCGCUUGGAUGGAAACAAUCGGCCGCUCAUCGAGGAGAACCUGGGUCGCCUCUUUGCUCUCCGCAUGCGGAUCUCCAGACGUGCCAAAGUGGAAACCAACCUUUCUGGCCUGUUCAACGAACGCAAGAUCCCGCACUACGUAGACCCAGAAGUCAACCUACGCGGCUUGUUUGGGCUCAAGCAGCCCCGGCUUUUUGAGCUGCCAGAGGCUGCGCCGGUGGAAAGUUAAAUUGAAAUGCACACAAAAGGCUACUUUAGUUCUGCAAGAUUUAAGAAUUGGGCUCCUUUAUUUAAAUGUUGUAUAAAUCUAAUUUUAUUUACAAAAGAACAUGGGGAAACUGUAAUUUCCUUCUGUAGACCUUGGUUUAUUGCAUUUGAACUAAUAAAUAAGUUUGUUUAGCCCAAAGGUAUUAAA